CGCACAUAUAAAUGGUAAGACGCCACGUGCGACUUUGACGAGUCUAGACUGUGCGUAUCUCAUAUAGGUACCUAGCUAUAUAAUGGCGAGGUAGAUAUUUAAUCUGAUGUGCCAUCGAAAAUUAGGCACACCUUUGAAUACAUUCCUGAGUACCUAGAAAUACUUGGGUAGUAAAGUGCAUCAAACCUUGAAAGCUUCACCUAGGUGACUGUCCGCUCUGAUGGGUGAUCAAAUGACAGUUACUGCGCUUGCAGACAUUAUCAGGAAGCAGGCGGAAAUACUCGAGACCAGUCUCCCGCGGCACGCUUACACCGAUUAUCAUGGCGAUAAAAGCCUCAGUAUCGCAAGGUCGAAACUUCUCGAGGCUUGCGAUAAGCUAAACCAUCUCGUUACCGGUCCUAUAGAAUAUGUAAUGGGUAUCGCCCAAGGUCAUCGCGUGCAUGCAGCCUUGCAAUAUGUAUGCCACUUUCGGCUCGCGAGCUUCGUGCCUGCGGAUGGCACUCCAAUCCCGUACGAGGAUCUAGCGCACGCUGCCGGUGUCGAUACUUCCCAGUGUACACGGGUGCUGCAGCUGCUCAUGACAUACCAUAUCUUUCGUGAGCCGGGUACUCGCAUCGUUGCGCAUAACCGUAAUUCCCGCGUUCUGCUCGACGAAGACACUGGAGCAGCAGUUGAGUGGCUAACUCAGGAAUCGUUGAGGUCGAGUGCAUUUUUCACGGAGUCUAGGGCUAUGAGUCGAAGGUGGUCGAUUGGAGGGAUGGAGGGGGUUGGGGUAAACGAUGUUGCUAUCGAUUCAAGUGUGGAUGUGGAUGCGAGUGCGAUUGCUGGAGAGAAGGGUGCUGUUAAAGGGAGGGUGAGGGCGGAAACGGCGCUGGGGCUUGCGCCUGGAGGUAUGUAUCAGCCUGCUUUCGGGUUCAUCACACAACCUCGCCAGACUACCGAGGAGUCUAUGAAAGCGGACCGGUACGCGAGAGCUAUGGCUGGUAUGGCGAAGCGAAGACAACUCAGCGUAGAGCAUUUGGUAUCUGGGUUUGACUGGUCAAGUCUUCCUUCUGGCUCAACCGUCGUCGAUGUAGGGGGUGGUAAUGGACAUUGUUCGAAGGCCGUCGCAUACUGUAAUCCGACCCUGAAAUUCAUUGUCGAGGAUGCGAAUGAAGCGUUUGCUGCAGGUGUAGGCGUGGACGAGCUAGGGGAUCGUCUGCAGUUCGUGACCUACGACUUCUUCACACCACAGACUGUUAUAGGGGACGUGUAUCUGCUUCGACGCAUACUGCACCAUCAUUCAGACCAAGAUGCCGUGCGUAUCUUGCAAGCUCAACUUGGCGCAGUGAGGAAGAAACCUGGUUCCAAAAUCGUAGUCAUGGAUAACAUUGCGAUUCAUAGCGGUACACUGAGUACGCUUGAGGAGCGCAAGACCAGGUAUGUAACCCGCCCAGCCUGCCCGACCUGAUCGCUCAUGAUUCCGAAUUAACCUUGUUCCUCCAGGACUUUGGAUAUCGCGAUG
Messenger RNA from Annulohypoxylon maeteangense, 1504 nucleotides. RefSeq names its product S-adenosyl-L-methionine-dependent methyltransferase. The coding region runs from base 221 to 1450 and encodes 409 amino acids. The record is from RefSeq and is a predicted model, not a curated record. The transcript is spliced from 2 exons. Lineage: Eukaryota; Fungi; Ascomycota; Sordariomycetes; Xylariales; Hypoxylaceae. Gene Ontology annotation, molecular function: O-methyltransferase activity.